CUGGUAACUCAGCCAGCUGAUUGUGAAUAACCGCGGUCACUUUUAACUUACUCGCAAUGUUCAAUAAUAAUCACGCAUAAAAUGUUUUACUUUAUAAGGCCAGUCGUUUCUAGCAGGAAUGUUUUAUGAACAUGGCUAUAAUUUGCUAAGCAACAAGCUAGGAAAUGAUAGUGUGGCUUUGCUGAAUUGGUGAUCAGUCGAAUCGCGUAACUUCACGCACCACGUUGGAACAUAUUUCGUAGAAAGGAAUGCGUGACAGCUGACCUUGUCUACAGAAAACAUAACCCUACACUAUGGAACGUAUACAACCGUUUUUGCGCGUGUUGAUGACAUAAGGGCAGUGGAGCCUCGGAUAUCAGUUCCGGUAUCUGCUUAUAGGAGUGAAAGGUGAAUGCUAUACUUGCUGCAUGGCUACAGUUCUGACAGAGGGACACUUCGGGACAGAGGGACUGUAGCAUCACACACAGUUCCAGGCUCCUGUUUUUCCAUUGUCCAACAUGGAGGAACAGGAAGAAGCUGCUUGCAAAGUUGGUGAGGCAUCUAGUCAGGGGGAAAGCGACCAGCCCACUGUUCAGAAUACAAUGCCGAUCAGGCCUGUCUCUCCAGAAACAGAACAGCCUGAUGAAGUGCCUUUCCUGACUCAAGAUGUCAUGUCUGAGACUGAGAAUGUAGACUGUAAGGGGUCUGAGGAAACUCCUGAAAACAUCCCAGACCACGAACAGGCAAGUUCCCCUCUCCCAGAUAUUAUGGGGCCCGAAGCCACCUCUGCAGAAGAUGAAAUUCUUCACAAGAACCCCAAGGAAGAACCUACAAACUCUGACCUCGAGGACUUGGAUUCCUUCAAUCUGAUAGAGCCCCCUCCCCUGGACUGGAGGUCAGACUCCUCCAGUGAUGGUGCCUCAGUGGGAGGGAUAGACGAUAACAGCUUCCUGCAGCCAGACAUGAUGGACACUCCAGAAGACAGGCUGAGUGAACCAAGCCUAACUUUAGACCCCGGCACCACAGAGCCCAGGACAGACCUUGAUGUCCACCAGGGCACUGAGGAUGAAGCCGGGAACUACACUGAGGAGCAAGAAGGUGUUGAGAAGGAAGAGGAGGUGGAGGAGGUGGAGAAGGGAGAGGAGGAGGAGGAGGAGGAGGAAGAGCAGGAAAGCAGGCCGGGUGACGUAGACCACUCUCAGAUUCAGGCACUACUGGCUCAGCUUCAGCAUUUCAAAGGGAUGCCCCUCUCUGAACCCCCUGCCCACAACCUGUCCCACUCCUUCUCUGGCCCUCCAUUAGAGAGAGGUUCUCCUCCCCCUCUUGGGACUGAAACCAGCGUGCUGCAGCCAGCAACAGAGGAGCACAAGGGCCCCGGCCUCCUCUUCUCUGAGAGCAAUCAGAGGGAUCUGCUGGGGCUGCUGGAAGGCGAGAAGGUGGAGAUGCCACCACUGACGGCCUCCCCAGCCAGGUACGUCCAGCAGAGUGCGGGAGUGGAUGCAGUGGUCUCGGUUUCCUACAGCCAAGAAGAUGGGGAAAGAUUUUGGGAUCACUUUGCCAAUGGGCAGGCUGGUGACAGAGAGGACCCUGACUCCCCUGACGAUGAGCUCAUGGAACCGAUUUGGCUGAAGACGGAAGGGGGGUGCCCUUCGGAGGAAGAGGCUGCAGCUGCGGAAAUCGGAGAUGCGGAGACUGAGACUCAACCAACAUAUAAAGAUGUGCCUGGUCCCUGUGACCCAGAAGACCUCCUGGAUGGAGUGAUCUUUGGGGCCAAAUACUUGGGUUCCACUCAGCUUACGUCGGAGAAGAACCCUUCCACCAACGUCCGCAUGGCCCAAGCUCAGGAAGCUGUGGACAGGAUCAAGGCCCCAGAAGGGGAGUCCCAGCCCAUGACAGAGGUUGACCUGUUCAUCUCUACUCAGCGCAUCAAAGUGCUGAGCGCAGACACACAGGAAGCAAUGAUGGACCACCCUCUGCAGAUGAUCUCCUAUAUUGCGGACAUUGGCACCAUCGUUGUCCUGAUGGCACGCAGGAAGCCCAUUGGCCGGAAGGGGGCGGAGGCAGCUCCGGGGUCCAAUCCCCCAGCCACUCAGAAGAAGUAUUGCAUGAUCUGCCAUGUGUUCUCCUCAGAGGAUGCGCAGGUUAUAGCUCAGGCAAUUGGGCAAGCGUUUGGAGUGGCCUAUCGGCAGUUCCUGCAAGUCAACGGGAUCAAGGCCACUGAACUGCGGCCCGGCGAGUACAGCGACUACCUGGGAACCCAGGAGCUGUACAAUGGAGACCUUGUGCACUUCUCCCGCUCUGAGAAUAUCAGAGAGGUGUGCAUCACCAAGGCUGCGGGGGAGAUCCUGGGCCUGGCCGUGGUGGAGUCGGGCUGGGGCUCCAUCCUGCCCACCGUGGUUGUGGCUAACCUGCUCCAUGGAGGCCCUGCCGAGCGCAGUGGGGAGCUCAGCAUCGGGGACCGUGUCAUGUCCGUCAACGGCGUCAGCCUGGUGGGCCUACCUAUUGCCACCUGCCAGGGCAUUAUACGGGAUCUGAAAAAUCAGUCUGAAGUGAAGCUCAGAAUUGUCCACUGUCCUCCAGUUACCAUGGCAAUAAUCAAACGACCAGACCCCAAAUAUCAGCUGGGUUUCAGUGUGGAGGAUGGCAUUAUAUGCAGUCUGAUGCGAGGGGGCAUUGCCGAGAGGGGCGGAAUUCGUGUGGGUCACCGCAUCAUCGAGAUCAACGGGCAAAGCGUGGUGGCCACGCCCCAAGAUAAAAUCAUCCACAUCCUGACCCACGCAGUGGGAGAGAUCCACUUGAAGACCAUGCCUGCAUCUACAUAUCGUUUGCUGACUGGGCAGGAACAGCCGGUUUUUCUCUGAGAAUGUUUGGGACAGAGGAUGGAUUUACCACUGCCUACAGGGGGGAAAUCAGGAAACCAGGAUCGCAGUGUGAAUACUCAUCUCCCCAGUCAUUGCAUUGCUCAAGCCAGGCACUUGCAUACAGAGUCACAUAAACAUAAAGAUCACUGCAGUACAUUAGUACUGAGUAUUUUCUGCCAUCAUAUUAGAAAACACCAUAUCUGCACUAUCUGUGGUGUUGAAACUGUGGAUCCUUCACAUUAGAUGUAAUUUUAAAUAUGUUUUUAAAUGAAAGUGUAGUAGAGCGCGUGCGCACUCGGUCUCUGUCGAUCUGUACAGAGCGGUAGGAAGUUUGGCAUUCACUCAAAAGUUCUCGCUGGCUGACAGGGUACAGCACGAGUACCUGCUGCGAUGUGUCUUCCAUCCUCACGCCAUGUUGUGCCUAAGCUUGUCUGUCCUUGGAGAAGACUCCCAUUUCAGAAUGCAGUGUCAGGUGCACUCAUUCCCAGCUGCCCACUGGUAGACUCCCUAAAGGCGGACCGCAUCGUUCAGUAACACAAACUAGCGAAUAAUUCCAUCUGCUUAGUUUGGCCUCAGCAUUAGCAUUGUCGCUGUCACAGGGACUGACACAGUGCUUACUCUAUGCAUUCACAAGCCGUGCAGCUUGCAUGCUAAACUCUGAAGCUCAAGUCUCAGUGCUUGUCAAAACACAGAGAGCGCCUUGAUCUCUGGGCUUGCAUAGAUUUCCUGUCAUAGCAAUAUAACAAGGUAUAUUUUUGAUAAAUCCUAAAUGCAGUAUUGGAUGUUUAUUAAAAAAGAUUUAUCUCAACUAGUUAUAUUUUUUUGUUGUUUUUACUGGGGAAAAAUGGAUGCAAACUCAUGAAUUGAUUCUUAUUAAUUACUUGACCUUUUUUUUUUUCCUUCUUCUACACUAUUAUGUUAAACAUGAAACCGACACGUUACAGUAAAUGUUUGUUUACUGAUGUCAUUUGAACAAUUAGCAUUAAGAAGAGCUCUUUUAAAGUAGCAGUGGCAGAUUUAAUUUUGAGUUCAUAAAUUAAUAUUUAAGGCAUGAGUGCAGUGUGCAUACCAAAAUUAUCUUAUUCAGAGCUAUUGCUAUAGUGUAUCUUUAGAACCCAUAUUUCAUCAAGUAUUUCUUGUUGUAUAUGCAGUUAAAUCUCUCACAGAUUGGGGUUGCUUUCAGACUUUCACUUCUGCAAAGAUUCUUUACUCAGCUUUACUCUAUCUGGCUGCCAUACUGUGUCAUAUUUACAAACGCCAAAGAGCUUCGAUCGCCGAAGGAAUUUGGAGUGAUAACAUAAGAAAGCUGCUUUCAUUUACCUAAUAUCACAAUCUUGGUCGCGCUACUCUGCAAAUGUGUGCCAACGGCUUCCAUUGAAGAACUGCCCUAAAAAGCAGCAGGGAAUUAGAAUGUUUCCAGCUGUGCAUGUAUAUGUAUGUGCUGUGUCUAAAGAGAAGACCAUUCUCUGCUUUUAGUGAAAAGGCUUUAGUGAGUUCCUCUAGAAGAGUUUUGAGUAAACUGCUCUAAAUAGCACAGAGUGUAAAUUUAUGCUUUUGAUAACCACAAUUUUAAAGUGCCCUUCAUGCUGACAUUCAGCACUUGCUGCUUGCUUGUUUAUUUGCAUUUUCAAUAUAUAAUUUUAUUGUCAUAGCCUUUUAGAUACAGUGAAAACAAAAAAGAAAUGGCUCACCUUUGAAAAUGUUCACACAUCUCAUCUGAGGGUGCAUGCCUGCUGAAAGCCCACCUUUUGAACAGUAUUAAUACAGUAUUUCAUUUUUUAUUUUCUGGUAUAAUUCGGUUGUGUGCAGAAAUAUGUCUUGACUAAACAGGGUUAACCACAGUAUAAUUGCUGCUGGUACAACCGACAGCCUUGUUGCACCACUCCGUCAUCACAAAUUUUCACUUUGCAUUUUGAACAGUGCUUGAUUCUACAAGUUAUUAUUGGUAUCUUGUGGUACACUUCAUUAGACAAAGUCAAAUUGCUUCAUUUCGUAAGUAUUUAGAAAACAAAAAUGUUUUGUGAAAGACAAGUGACUGUUAGCAUUUAUAUUUAACCCUUUUGUCUCCCCAUUGAUUCUGGGUUCUUUCAUGAUCUCAUUAUGGAGUAGCAAAAUGUACACAGCCAGCACAGACUAAUCAGGACAGCAGCAGGCAAUUUCUGAAUGACCUCAUUGCUAGAGAAUGCAGGGAGAAUGCACAUUGUUUACCAAAAGCUUGGUUUCCUGGGCAACUGGCACAGAGGCUUAGGCAAUCAACACCUGAAGUGCAGUUUGCUGUGUUCUAGAAAACCGGAUCACAGGGUUGAAUGUGUGUGCCUAUUGUGUCUUUGUGUGUUACGAUUAGAUACUUCCUUUUGUAAACCGGUUGAGUUAUAGUUUUCCAACAUGCUUCCUGCUUCAACUAAAGAAAGUGUUCCUAUUAGUUGUUUAUUCAUCCCCUCUACAAUGAAUAGACUUUGUCAGCUAAAAACCGUUCAAACCAAAUUACAAACUGACCUCAACAUGCUUUUCCCUGCUUAAUUAACAAUAAAUCCUACACCACCCCCAUCAGCUGAUUUCUGUUGUUCUGAGCAUUCUGCUGCACAACAAAAUGGCUGCCUUGUGUAAAAUGUGCAUUGGUGCUGGUUGAUAAGUCACCCCUUUUACCUUUAUAUACUUGUAAGAUCUAUGAAAGCCACUACUUGCAUUAAAUCUGUUGAUAUGUAUAAUUGGGAAUUUUAGUAUGUUUGUAGCCAAUUGUAUAAUUUUUUAUUCCUGAGUUCAGCAAGAAACUCGUAACAACACUUAUCUUAGUGGCACGGCAUCAAAAAUGUCUAUACGCUUGGCAUAAUGCAAAGGUUGAAAAACAUUUGGGAAUUUCAGGUGUGCCUCACAGAACAAAAUGUGGAAAUACCUAUUACAUGAUGCCUACAACUUCACACGAAUGCAUUAAAAACAUGAAUCAGCCAGUA
Anguilla anguilla (European eel) is the source of this 5791-nucleotide messenger RNA. RefSeq names its product amyloid-beta A4 precursor protein-binding family A member 3. NCBI's taxonomy places the organism in Eukaryota, Metazoa, Chordata, Actinopteri, Anguilliformes, Anguillidae. The record is from RefSeq and is a predicted model, not a curated record. The coding region runs from base 498 to 2840 and encodes 780 amino acids. Gene Ontology annotation, biological process: chemical synaptic transmission. Gene Ontology annotation, molecular function: amyloid-beta binding; protein binding. Gene Ontology annotation, cellular component: dendritic spine; cytoplasm; plasma membrane. The transcript has 12 exons.